This is a messenger RNA of Podospora pseudopauciseta, 2741 nucleotides long. RefSeq lists its product as uncharacterized. The record is from RefSeq and is a predicted model, not a curated record. The transcript is spliced from 2 exons. The coding region runs from base 1 to 1440 and encodes 479 amino acids. Gene Ontology annotation, cellular component: exomer complex; trans-Golgi network. NCBI's taxonomy places the organism in Eukaryota, Fungi, Ascomycota, Sordariomycetes, Sordariales, Podosporaceae. Gene Ontology annotation, molecular function: protein dimerization activity. Gene Ontology annotation, biological process: Golgi to plasma membrane transport; conjugation with cellular fusion.
AUGCAAGUCCGCCUGGAGCUUCCAGAGCUUCCCCAAACCUCAAUCGCAACAUCGUCGUCCGAGGCAUCCCAGCAUUACAAGCCGCCCGCGAUUGGAAGCCGUAUAGCUUCAGAUACAACACUACGCCAGUCUAUUAUCUCCCCGCGUGCAAGUAACUCACAAGCCGCAAUCAUGCUUGUCUCUCUCACAGUCGGCAAGGUCGACGCCGGCGUCACUGUCCUUCUGACCCCUGACAAGCGACUGAUCGAAUUCCCCUCCAUUCUUCUUCCUCCCGACAUCUCCUCCGGCUCCAUAGUCGACAUCAACGUUGCGCGCAACAAGGCCUCCGAAGCCCACGCCGAGCGCGCCUUCCGUUCUCUCCAAGACUCGAUCCUCUCCUCCUUCGGCGCCGACGCGCCCUCCCCACCCGUCCUCCGCUGCCGCAACGCGACCCAGACCAGUGUUGUUCUAGAAUGGGAUCCUAUCCACCUCGCUACUGCCGAUUUAAUCUCGCUGGCUCUCUACCGGAACGGCCAGAAAGCCGGCAACAUCCCCAAGCCCCUCGAAAUGCAUUCUACCAAGAUCAGCGGCCUGGCGGUCGACACCGAGUACACCUUCCACCUCGUCCUUCGCACCACGGCCGGGACGUUUGCCAGUCAGCGCGUGACGGUCCGGACGCAUAAGAUGACUGAUUUGAGCGGUAUCACCAUCACGUUGGGCAUUCUCCCCGCGGUGGUGAAGGAGGGGUUGACGGCGGCGGUGGAAAGGAUCGGGGCCAAGAUUGUGGAUGGGGUUAGGAUAGACACCACGCACUUUGUUACCACGGAGGGCAGGGGAAUACAGUGGGAGAAGGCCAACGAGAUGAAUAUCCCGGUCGUGAGGCCCGAGUGGGUGGAUGCUUGCGAGAGAGGAGGGAGGAUUUUGGGGGUGACCAAGUUUUAUUUGGAUGCCGCGAGGGUUGGGCCAGGGAGUUACGAGACGCCCCUCUCGGUGACGGCGCCGAGCCCGGUGCCGAAGCAGCCUGAGCCACAGCAGCAGAAGGAUUUGCCUCCUCAGCCACCGGCUGCUGAACCUGCCGUGGCGACGACCGGUGUGCCCUCUGGAGAGGAGGCGAAGGAACAGGGAGGUGGUGUUGAGUCUGGCUCCAGUGAUGGCGAAGAAGACCAGGAGGGUGAUGCUGGAAAGGAUGAGGAGAACGAUGCGGAGCCCGGGUACAAGGCGCUGUCGGGGGAGCAAGAUCAUAAAGAGCUCCCUUCACACCCCAAGCAACCCACUGUUGAAGAAGGUGACAACAACAACAACGACGACGACGACGACGACGAUGAUGAUGAUGAUGAUGAUGGGAGUAAUAAAGGCGAGGACAGAAAAGGCAGCAGUAGCGCCGACGAGAAAGGAGGAGAGAAAGACGCGGGAAAGAAAUCCCCAGGUGACGGAGCGUCCUUUCAGGAUGUCGCUCUUUAAGUUUCUGUUUCGUGGCAUCCAACAACAAGCGAGCCGUUUGUCGCUGGUUACUUUUCUCAUGUAUAGACGUACUGCUUCUAGCUAAGCGCUGCUUGGGGCGCUGUAUGGAGGUAUUACACAAAAGCACAAGCUCAGGCAGUUUUUGUUUCUAUCAAAGCGUAUCUCGAUUUACUACCACACAUCAAGGGGGCACCUCCUCUCCUUUCCAGUCCCAGAUUUUGCCUCGCUGUGAUGGGUUUAAGGAAGUGAUCACGUUCCAGAGCUUUUCGGCUGCGUCGUCUGGGGACAAGAGGUUUGCUUCGGGGACGCCGGACCAAAAUCCGCGGGAGAGGUCGGUCUUGACGGUGCCCGGGUGGUAGCCUACCGCCAUGCAUUUGGAGGCUGACUUUUGCUGGAGCUCGAGGUCGAGGGUUUUGACGGCCGAGUUGAGGGCUGAUUUGGAAAGACGGUAGGAGUACCAGCCUCCGAGGCGGUUGUCGGUCAUGCUGCCUACUCGCGCCGAGACAGACAACCUGCCACGCCUGUUUAAGAAAGAGAUUGAGGUUACGGGAUAAGGGGGAGGACGAACCAAGUUGCGUGGGGCGGUAGACCUUCUGUGGGCUCGAGAGAGGCGGAUCUCUUUGGGAGAAAAGGGACGAAGUGCUUCAUUAAGAGGACUGGGCCGAGGGUGUUUACCCUCAGCGUUUCGAGGAGGCUGGGCUCGGUGAUUUGGGAGAUGGAUUUCUCGGGGGGGUUGAGGAGGAUGCCGGGGAGGGUGAGGGCCAGGUGGAGGUGGUGGGUUUUGGGCGGGAACAGCUCCCGGGCUUUUUCGGCGGCGGAUUGGAUGGCUGAUUCAUCUUUUACGUCUAGGUUUACGACGUGGAGGCGGUCUGAUUUGGGAUAGGAGGGGGGGAGGUUGGGGGAGCGGGUGGUGGUUAGGAUGGGGAUUGUGGAGGGGGUGGUGCGGAGGAGGUGGUGGAGGAGGGAGUGGGAGAUGCCGCGGGUUGAGGGGGUGAGGAGGAUCCAAGGUUUGGACAUGGCGACAAGUUUGGUGAUACUGAUGGGAAGAGUGUUGGGAUGGUGAUGGUUUGUGAAUGGAUUCCUGAUGGGGUGAGGUUGCCAACAAAGCCAUGUGCGUCAUUCAAUGGGCGGUUGAAGCCGUUGGAUGAGGCGGCUCGAUCUGAACCCCUGCCAAGAUUUUACCGGAUCAUGUUGAGGUGAAAGUCGUCAACGCCGACAUACUCAUCAAGGCAGUGUGUCAACUAUGGCUCUUUAAAUACUGAAGGGGCAUUGCAAGCAGCCCGGGGGUAACUCGAAAUAUA